GCACGCAGCCAGAGUGACCCGUAAGGCUUCCGGGUUUGGCGGGGCCUUUGUCUCUCGCUGCAGCCGGAACUUCAGGUGUCUUCUUCACUGCUGUGUGUCCUCUACUCCUAGAGGCCCAGCCUCUGUGGCCCUGUGUCCUGCAGGUAUUGGGAGAUUCACAGCUAAGACGCCGGGACCCCCUGGAAACUUAGAAAUGGGGCCAUUGCAAUUUAGAGACGUGGCCAUAGAAUUCUCUCUGGAGGAGUGGCGUUGCCUGGACACUGCACAGCGGAAUUUAUAUAGGAAUGUGAUGUUAGAGAACUACAGAAACCUGGUCUUCCUUGGUAUUGUGGUCUCUAAGCCAGACCUCAUCGCCUGUCUGGAGCAAGGAGAAAAACCUUUGACUAUGAAGAAACAUGACAUGGUAACCAACCCCUCAGUUUUGUGUUCUCAUUUUACCCAAGACCUUUGGCCAGAGCAGAACAUAAAAGAUUAUUUCCAUAAAGGGAUACUGAGAAGAUAUGAAAAAUGUGGACAUGACAAUUUACAGUUUAAAAAAGGCUGUGAAAGUGUGGAUGAGUGUAAGGUGCACAAAAGAGGUUAUAAUGGACUUAACCAAUAUUUGACAACUACCCAAAGGAAAAUAUUUCAGUGUGAUAAAUAUGUGAAAGUCGUUCGUAAAUUUUCAGAUUCAAACAGACAUAAGAUAAGACAUACUGGAAAAAAACCUUUCAAAUGUAUAGAAUGUGGCAAAACUUUUAACAAGUCUUCAACCCUUACUACACAUAAGAAAAUUCAUACUGGAGAGAAACCCUACAAAUGUGAAGAAUGUGGCAAAGCCUUCAACUGGUCCUCACACCUUACUACACACAAGAUAAUUCAUAGUGGAGAGAGACGGUACAAAUGUGAAGACUGUGGCAAAGCCUUUAGCCGGUUUUCAUACCUUACUGCACAUAAGAUAAUUCAUAGUGGAGAGAAACCCUACAAAUGUGAAGAAUGUGGAAAGGCCUUUAAGCGCUCCUCUAACCUUACUACACAUAAGAUAAUUCAUACUGGAGAGAAACCCUACAAAUGUGAAGAAUGUGGCAAAGCCUUUAAGCGCUCCUCUAUCCUUACUACACAUAAGAUAAUUCACAGUGGAGAGAAACCCUACAAAUGUGAAGAAUGUGGCAAGGCCUUUAAGCACUCCUCUGUCCUUACUACACAUAAAAGAAUUCACAGUGGAGAGAAACCCUACAAAUGUGAAGAAUGUGGCAAAGCCUUUAAGUACUUCUCAUCCCUUACUACACAUAAGAUAAUUCAUACUGGAGAGAAACCCUACAAAUGUGAAGAAUGUGGCAAAGCCUUCAACUGGUCCUCACACCUUACUACACAUAAGAGAAUUCAUACUGGAGAAAAACCCUACAAAUGUGAAGAAUGUGGCAAAGCCUUUAAGUACUCCUCUUGCCUUACUACACAUAAGAUAAUUCAUACUGGAGAGCAACCCUUCAAAUGUGAAGAAUGUGGCAAGGCCUUUAAGUGCUUCUCUAUCCUUACUACACAUAGGAGAAUUCAUACUGGAGAGAAACCCUAUAAAUGUGAAGAAUGUGGCAAAGCCUUCAACUCGUCCUCACACCUUACUGCACAUAAGAGAAUUCAUACUGGAGAGAAACCCUACAAAUGUGAACGAUGUGUUUGUUCUUUAUUACGGAGAAGUGGCUCUCCUGCCAGAAAACUGCUGCUCUCAUCUGCACCCACACUGACUAGUAGUGAGAGGAAAUGAAGUGGAUAAAAAGCAAAUGUGUCUUCUCUAUAUCUUUUUUCAUCCAUUGGCUGAAGAACAGGAAAUGUGGAAAAUAAAAGAAAAUAUAACCCCUGAAAAGUCAUGAAGAAGGUCUCUUAACCAGACAAAAAACUUGAUAGGGGAUUUGUUUGUUUGUUUUAUUAUUGUACCGUCUGCUUCUAUGAGUUUAGUUUUUCUUUCCACUUUACAUAGAAAUAGGAUUAUGUAGGCCGGGCACAGGGGCUCAAAUUUGUAAUCUCAACACUUUGAAGGGCCAAGGUGGAUGGAUCACUUGAGGUCAGGAGUUUGAGACCAGUCUGGCCAACAUGGGGAAACCCCAUCUCUACUAAAAAUAAAAA
Molecule: messenger RNA, 2100 nt
Organism: Piliocolobus tephrosceles (Ugandan red Colobus)
Lineage: Eukaryota; Metazoa; Chordata; Mammalia; Primates; Cercopithecidae
Product: zinc finger protein 737
Exons: 5
Coding region: 194-1741 (515 amino acids)
Biological process (GO): regulation of DNA-templated transcription
Source: RefSeq, a predicted model, not a curated record